This is a messenger RNA of Colletotrichum orchidophilum, 1605 nucleotides long. RefSeq lists its product as uncharacterized. Gene Ontology annotation, molecular function: transmembrane transporter activity. Gene Ontology annotation, biological process: transmembrane transport. The record is from RefSeq and is a predicted model, not a curated record. Bases 1 to 1605 code for a protein of 534 amino acids. Gene Ontology annotation, cellular component: membrane. The transcript has 5 exons. NCBI's taxonomy places the organism in Eukaryota, Fungi, Ascomycota, Sordariomycetes, Glomerellales, Glomerellaceae.
AUGGGUCAACCCUCCUUCGCGGCGUCCAACGCCCUCAUCUACGUGACUUAUGGAGUCUUCCUGAUCACCGGUACUGCAAUUGCGUGGAAGUUCCGCAAUCAGUCUAAGGGAGAAUUCCUGUCUGGAAACAGAACUCAGACGGCCUUCCCCUUGGCCCUCAACUUCAUCGCCUCUGCCCUCGGCUCCGGCAUCCUCUUCUCCUACCCGGAGCUGGCCACCAUCACCGGCGUCCAGGGCGUCCUGGUCUACGCCCUCGCGUCCUCGCUCCCGCUCCUCAUCUUCGCCGUCCUGGGCCCCGUCAUCCGCCGCAAGACCCCCGAGGGCUUCGUGCUCACGGCCUGGACGAGGCAGCGCUAUGGCACAGUCGCCAUGCUCUACCUCAGCUUCAUGACCCUCGUCACCUUGUUCCUCUACAUGGUCGCCGAGCUGUCCGCCAUCGGGCAGGUCGUCAACGCCCUCACGAACCUGGACGGGCUGCCCGUCAUGAUUGUGCAGUGCGUCGUCACCACCAUCUACACCUCCCUCGGCGGUUUCCGCAUCUCCUUUGUGACGGACAACAUCCAGGGCGCAAUGGUUAUCGGCCUCAUCAUCAUCGUCGCCAUCACGAUGGGCGUCAAAACCGACAUUGACACCUCUUUAAUCGAGCCCUCGGGCCUGCUCAAGCCCACCCUCCUCGGCUGGCAGCUCCUCUACAUCCUCCCCAUCUGCAUCCUCACAAACGACUUUUUUCUCUCGGGCUUCUGGCUCCGCACCUUUGCCUCCAAAACCGACAAAGACCUCCGCGUCGGCGUCUCCAUCGCCGUCGUCAUCAUCCUCUGCAUCCUCACAAUGGUCGGCGUCACCGGCCUCGUCGCCGCCUGGUCGGGCGCCCUACCGCUAGACCAAAUCGCCGAAAACGGCUCCGUAGCAUUCUUCCUCCUCCUCCAGCAGCUCCCCGCCUGGGUCGUCGGCAUCGUCCUCGUCAUGGUCUGCACCCUCUCCACCGCCGCCUUUGACAGCCUGCAGUCCUCCAUGGUCUCCUCCGCCUCCAACGACCUCUUCCGCAACCGCCUCAACAUCUGGUGGAUCCGCGGCGCCGUCGUGCUCAUCAUCUUCCCCACCGUCGUCAUCGCCCUCAAGGCCCCCUCCGUCUUGCAGAUCUACCUCAUCUCGGACCUCGUCUCCGCCUCCGUGAUUCCCGUCCUCGUCCUUGGAUUGGUGGACCGCUUCUACUGGUGGCGCGGCUUCGAGGUUGUCGCCGGCGGAUUGGGCGGCAUCCUGACCGUCUUCCUCUUCGGCCUCGUCUUCUAUGACGGCGACGCGCAAAAGGCCGCGAACCUCCUCAUCAUCUCCGAGGGCCUGUACGCCAACGACUGGAGCGUCUUUGGCGCCUUUGUCGCCGCCCCCGUCGGUAGUUUCCUCUGGGGCUUCGGCGCGCUGGGGUGCCGUCUGGCUUUCCAGUAUGUCCUGGCCAAGAAGAGCGGCCGCCGCUUCGACGCGCUUGAUCGUCCUGUUGGGCCCGGGUUCACCCCCGAGGCUGAUGGCGUCCCUCACUUCGUUGAGAGGGACGAGUACGAGGCUAACUCUGAGGUCGAGGCCAUCAAGCCCGCCGGCAAGUUCUUCUGA